Nematostella vectensis (starlet sea anemone) is the source of this 2683-nucleotide messenger RNA. RefSeq names its product adhesion G protein-coupled receptor B1. The record is from RefSeq and is a predicted model, not a curated record. NCBI's taxonomy places the organism in Eukaryota, Metazoa, Cnidaria, Anthozoa, Actiniaria, Edwardsiidae. The transcript is spliced from 5 exons. The coding region runs from base 1006 to 1965 and encodes 319 amino acids.
UCGAUAAUUAGAAACAUGUUAACGACCGCAAACUAUCUCACUCCGUUCGUCCACCACCAAACUCCGGUCGUACGACCAGACACGAUUAGACACGACCGGAAGACGAAGUAUGCCCCCUCGACCAUAGAACUACUCGGUAUAUUUUCUAAAUGCCGAUAACUCAUGCUCAAGGCCGCACAAGAUUAAAGAACUACCUUGGAGCCCAGAAAAAUGUAUACACGUUUUACCACCUGAUCGUGCACGAUCGGACUCCGGUUGAGGGUAUUGGACAACCCUUGCUCCCUGUGUAUCCCUAGCAAGUAUUCCUAAUACGUUCCCGUAAGUGGACAUGCCUGAGAAGAUGUACCCGUUUUAUUUUGAUUAUAUCCCCUAGGGGACUAGGGAGAGAAGAUCUCCCUCCCUAGACGAGAGACGCCGCAACGCUAGCUAGCUAAACAAUAUUUUGAAAUAGCACUCAAAGGGGAGCACAAGGAAUUUGUUUGCCGUAUCUAACGAGGAUUUCAGGGUUAAAUUUUAAUCUCCCCUGUCCUCAUUCGCAGAAGAUCUGUAUCUCGGCCGUUAGACGCAGAGGAAGUCAUUGUCACGCAUUCCGGCGGAUGAAUUAACUAGUUAAUGAUUAACUGGCACUUCGCAAUCCUACUAAUAGAGUGCAUUGAAUAUACAUUUUCACUAUGUGCACACAAAUAACGAAUCUGACCGAUUUAUACAUGUUCAUAUAAGGUUCAUUUUUAAAUGAUUUUUUUAAAGACUGGUUGGAUCAUCCUAUAGCCAGCCCUUGGACCUGGCAUUUGUUUCCUCGCCUCGAUGACACAUGCAUUUCCUGAUUAACUCUGAAACGCACUGCAAUGAUGCAAGAGAGGAAAUCCGCAAUCGUCAUAAACAAACGCUUUAAGUAACAACCGCUCAUUUCUGCAUGCGCAUCCAAGUUAGCAAGCAGCAGGUUUCGCAGUCUAGUGGAUUUUCUCCCUGUCAGUUCUUUCUAGAAAACUGCGUUGCCUCAAGAAAAUGAACCCAAGACUUCUCAUUUUCGUUGUCGUGGCAGCUUUGUCUUUCAUUCAUAAAAGCGAGGCCGGCUUCCGGAUCCGUCGGCGACGGAGGUCGUGUGGAGCUGUCAAUUGUGCGGUCAGCGGCUGGGGGGAAUGGAGCGCAUGCUCCGCGCCGUGUGGAAGUACUGGCACCCAGUUUACCACGCGCACUGUUACUAGGCAACCUGCAUGUGGUGGAAGUCCGUGUCCCACUCUGCGUAAAGCCCAGCCAUGUAACCGAUUCUGCCACAAUGGUGGGAUGCCUGUGCCCAACCAGUGCUAUUGUAGCAGUCAUUACAGGGGACGAUGCUGCGAGAUAGCUGAUGGCGGCUGGUCAGCAUGGAGUAGCUGGAGCCCAUGCCCUAAGACAUGUGGAGCGGCUCAACACUACAGAACACGCGGAUGUAAUCAACCAAUCCCAAGCAAGGGUGGACGCCCCUGUCAGGGGGAUGCACGGGAGGAGAAAUUGUGCUCUGCCGUUCCAUGCCCAGUGCACGGAGGAUGGUCGACGUGGGGAAGUUGGAGCGUCUGUAGCAAGACGUGUGGGACUGGCACCCAGACACGUGACCGCCUCUGCACCAAUCCCAGCCCUGCUUUCGGGGGACGUUACUGCGAACCGCCCAAUUCCAAAAAACAAACGAAGGAAUGUAAAGGGUUGGGGACUUGCCUUAAUAUACUCGGUCUAGGUUGUUACGAUGCCAGAUGGAAGGAAACUUUGAAAGACUUUCGCAAUGAGAUGGACUGGUCAGAUUUUAGUAAAGUCGUCAAGCUUUGUUCAAAACUUGCCAAGGAGAGCGGUUACCGCUUCUUUGGCAUCGCGUACUACACCAAAUGCGUGGUGGAUCUUUCAAAGAAUUACGACUACGCGAAGCUCCAAAGAGGAGAGUGUUUUGAUAAAGUUGGACUUCAAGACUCGAUGUAUGUCUAUAUUGUCAUGUAAAAGAUGCCACAUCAAAUGCAUAUGAAGCAGAGGAAACAGUUAUCAGAGACAGAUGAGCAUCUUAUUGACCAUGCUCGAAGACCCAAGCAUGGUACUUUGUGGGCGCUCCCAAAGGUCACCCCAGCGAGAGGUCCCCACUCUCGACUGAUUAAGAGUCAAGUAGAACUUAAAAUAUAUUUUUCCUUCUUCUCAAAACGUCUAAUAAGAAAUAUUUCAUUGACCUCGUUUGCUAAAGCUGUACGGGAACGUCCGUAAGCUCCUAAAUGGCUCUUGCUAUAUCUGUUGUAAGUAUAGGCAAAUGCCCAACAACGAGAGAACAAAAGAAAACUCAAAGAACCAAACGUGAAAUGCACCAUGAUACAUUUUAGUCGUUUUCCAACAAAUUGUGACGUGAAAAGUUUUUUAUAGCCAUAUUCCAUGGAACCCAUCUAGAAAUUAUAUGACAGCGGAAUCGAAAAAAUUUUGCUAAAUUAAUAAGAAAAUACGUGCUUUAUUUGUUUUCUAAAGAAACACAUUUCGUAAUUUUCUGUAUCGACUUUAGACGUCCAGACAAAGUUCUAUAUUACCUGUAUCAUUCUAGAAACCUCCCUAAAUUGUUAAAUGUGCUUUUUUCUACUGUAUGUAAUAUAACACAUGGUUUUACUUAUUAGAGACCUUAUGUUGAUCAGGGCUCUAUCGAUAUUAUCAAAUGAAUAAAAAGUGCUUUAUUUCUUUUUUA